Messenger RNA from Hibiscus syriacus, 964 nucleotides. RefSeq names its product beta-adaptin-like protein A. The transcript is spliced from 5 exons. Bases 156 to 587 code for a protein of 143 amino acids. NCBI's taxonomy places the organism in Eukaryota, Viridiplantae, Streptophyta, Magnoliopsida, Malvales, Malvaceae. The record is from RefSeq and is a predicted model, not a curated record.
AGGAGCAUUCUGCUGUGGUUCGAUUACAUCUUCUCACUGCUGUGAUGAAGUGCAUUUUAAAAGGCCUCCUGAGACCCAAAGUGCAUUGGGAGCUGCAUUGGCAGCAGGAAUCGGUGAUUUCACCAGGAUGUUCAUGACGGAGCGCUAUUCUAUAUAUGAUUUUAUGGUAUAAUGUGUCUGUGGCUGAACGUGUGGUGAACCCUCCAAAGCAAGCUGUUUCUGUAUUUGCAGAUACUCAAAGCAGUGAAAUUAACGAUCGGAUAUUUGAUGAAUUUAACAGUUUAUCUGUUUUAUACCAGAAGCCAUCUUACAUGUUUACUGAUAAGGAACACAAGGGUCCACUUGAGUUUGCAGAUGAACUUGGAAAUCUAUCUAUUCGUGAAGCAGCAGAUAAUAUUGCUUCUAGUCAGAGAGUGGAAGAAAAUGACAAGGAUCUGCUUUUAACAAUUGCAGAGAAUUUUGGAGCAGAAAAUGUCUUUAUUUAUCCACACCUUCUUCAGAACUCAACAUGUACUUAUUUGGUGCAGGAACUCUCACUAAGCCCUCAAGCUGUUGCAGCACUUACAAUUCCUCGAGCUUUACUUUGACACAUGCAAAGUCAUUCCAUCCACUGCAUAGCAUCAGGUGGUCAGUUCCCCAACUUCAAGUUUUUCUUCUUUGCGCAGAAAUUUGAGGAAUCAUCUGAGUAUCUCGUUGAAUGUAUAAUCAACACAUCAUCGGCAUAAGCCCAAGUGAAGAUCAAAGUACAUCCCAGGCAUUCUCAACCAUUUUCGAAUUAGUAUUGUCCAAGUUUGGCACUCCAUGAACCCUAAAACUACUAUAUUUAAUGGCUAUGGGCAUUGGGUAAGGACGUUCUCAAUUACUAUUUCAAUUCAAAUUAAACUGAAAACCCAUUUUGUAGAUAGAAUUGUUAAACUCCCUUUUGGUAUGUAUAGAUGUCACUGAAUAUGAUCGAAAUGUACAC